This is a messenger RNA of Mytilus trossulus (common blue mussel), 4785 nucleotides long. Its product is annotated as eukaryotic translation initiation factor 4E type 3-like. Lineage: Eukaryota; Metazoa; Mollusca; Bivalvia; Mytilida; Mytilidae. The transcript is spliced from 7 exons. The record is from RefSeq and is a predicted model, not a curated record. Gene Ontology annotation, molecular function: RNA 7-methylguanosine cap binding; translation initiation factor activity. The coding region runs from base 43 to 711 and encodes 222 amino acids. Gene Ontology annotation, biological process: translational initiation. Gene Ontology annotation, cellular component: eukaryotic translation initiation factor 4F complex.
GUAAAUAUUUUGAUCACGUGAUUGGACUUCGCCAAUGCUGUCAUGGCGGUCUCGAGCAUCAAGAGUUUCGAUGGUUUAAAUUCCAUCAAAACAAUGCCAGUGGGAAGUCCAAAUCUACCUCGUUCAACCCUCAGUGAAAUACAUUCACAAGAGGAAUGUGGUAUUCCAUUAAAUACACGAUGGACAUUCUGGCUAGACAAAUCAAUUCCUGGUACAACUGUAGCAGAAUAUGAGGCUACCAUGAGGAAGUUAUACACAGUCAGUACAGUACAGGGUUUCUGGAGUGUUUAUAACAACAUACCCGAUGUUGACAAGCUGAAUGUCAGAUACACUUAUCAUUUAAUGAGGGAAGAAAGAAGACCAGUUUGGGAAGAUGAAUUUAAUUGUAAUGGUGGAAACUGGAGAAUAAAAUGUCACAAGUUUGAAUCUGUAAGAGUAUGGAAGGAACUUCUAUUAGCAGCAAUUGGAGAACAGUUUUCUGACUGUUUAGCUGAAGGUGAUGAAAUAAGUGGUAUGAGUAUUAGUGUACGAGAAAGAGAUGAUAUAUUACAAAUCUGGAACACUCAAGCUUUAUUACAUGAACAAGCAACAGUUAUAGAUAAAGUCAAAGAAUUACUACCUGAUGUUCAUUUUCCUGCCAUAUUUUAUAAAGCUUUUCAGACACAUUCAGCAUUUGAAGGUGAUAAACACAAGUCAAGUUGGAAAGGAUGAAAAAGAAAGAAAGAAAAACCAAAGAAAGUCAAAGUUAUUUCCCCCAAGCAUUCACAAAUUAUGUCAUAACCAGUCAACAUGUGGUAAUAGUGAAGAUUGAAUGACCUCAUUAUUGUGAGAGAAUUAGAACUCAUUAAUUUAGUAUGAAUGAUAAAGAAUACAUGUUUCUCAAAAGUUAAGAAUGAACCUGAUCAAAACCUUCAGGAAAUAACACUUCUUCUAUAUCAUGUUUAUAGCUAGUUGUAUUUUGCCAGAUUUAUAAAAUCAAGAUAAAAGGAAAGAGGAAAACACUUAUAUAUGUCAAUUUUUUAUGGAAAUUGUAGGUAUCAAUGUAGAUACCCUUCUUAAAAAUUAAACUGUAUUUUAUGAAGUUUGUAUAUGAUUUUAUAAUCAUGUCCUUAUAGCAACAUAUAUAUGUAAAACUUUUUUGUAUUUAUGGCACAAAUGUUUAUCUUUAAAAGAGGAUUAUUUUAAGAAUUUUACAAAGUGUUGUUUAUUUUUUUACUUGUCUGUGGCACCAAGUUUUGUCCAAAUUAAUUUAAGUAUAAGGCAAAAAGUAAGUUACAUAUUCUACUAUGUUUUGAACUGAGUUAUGAAAAACAAAAACAGAAAAUGGGACAUUAAUGUUAUGACAAUUGUUAAGUUGGUUUAUAAUCAGUUCUAUAUUUGACUAGAUAGAGAGAAAUAGAAUGAAAUAAAUGGUUCUGGCUUUUUCAACUUCUAUAUUUGGAUCUUUAUUCAUGAUUAUGAGAGUAUUUGUACUAAUAGUGUGAUUGUUGUAUCAGGAGUUCUCCCCAGAUCAAAUAAAUGUUUAGAAGACAUGUUAUUUCCUAGUCAUCAUGCACAUUGUAGUUAGUCAUUCAUUAGCAGUGUCAUACAUGUAUAGUUAACCUUUUUCUGUGCCACAAUGAACUAAAAUGUAUGUCUUUCACUUAUGGAAUGAUAGAAAUGUGAGUUUUUAUAGAAUAACUGCAUUUUUGAUAGACUUUUAGUAUGAUAUUUGUAGUUUUAUUUAUUUAUAUGUUGACCAUAUAAAGGAUGAAAUGUGAAAUACAAGCUAUCACAUUUUCAGAAUACAUUGUUUUUUGGCAUAUUCCAUUUUUUCAUAAUAUGUUUUUUUUUAAUACAAUUUAAUAUGAAUGCACUUGUUAAGUUUUCUUUACUUGUUCUGUUAUGAAAAACCUUUUGAACUGUUUAACUAUGUCUGGAUUUAUAGAAAUAAUUUGUCACUGAUACAAUAUGUUCUUAAGAAAUAUUCUAUUCAUUUAAAAAAAAAAUAUUUUUAUUAUCAAUCUAAAUCGGCCUUUCUUUUCAAUAUUGCUUAUUUAUUUCCUUGAAAGUUGUCUGUUCCUGACUCCAAAUGUAAGGGGCCCAAGAGGCACUAAACACAAAAUCUUGUUUAACCAAAUACUGAUGAAAUAGAGGAUUGAACAAAUAUUUUAUGUCCUUGUAUUAUACAUGCCAGUUGAAUGAUAUAUAUUAUACAUGUUAAAGAACAAAUCAGUCAAUUUGGAGAAAAAUCAAUUGGCUUGAAAUUGAGUUGAAAUGGCUGUUUCACAGUUUGUAUAGUAAAACAUAGUCUCAAAAUGAAAUCCACAAAAUUGUCUCACAAAUUAAAAAUAGGCAAUCCUUUACAGGUUACAGUUUCAUCUCGGGAAUCUAAUAUGAAGAACAGUUGACAUUUACAAUAAAAAAAUAUGGAGAUGAUUCAGAUGUUUUAGGUAACUUUCCACAAGACAUUAUUGAGUAAUUGAUUAUGCUUUAUUUAAAUAAAAAAAUUAUACUGGAAUAAUAUCUACAAAAGUUAAAAACAUUUUAGAGGAGUUGCAAGAUUUAAGAGUCAAGAGGUCAAACAAAAAAAGAGUGUUUAGUGUUUACUUUUAUAAUACUUCUUUGUCACAAUUCAUUACCAAAAGUACCGAUAGAAACUUGAAGUAGUUAUUUUGUGGGAUAAAUAAAAGGCCAGGAAGUGAACCAUUUAAUACAGGUAUUUUUUAUAUUUUGGCCUCUCAUUAGCUGUCUCACAGCAUGAAGGAUGCUUUGAUUUUUCUUGAGUGAAUAAAGUAAUAACACUUCAUUUGUACUUAUUUAAUAUUUUUAUUAGAUCAUUGAAUUUCCAUUUUAUUAAACAUUUUCAUUCCAAACUUUAUAUGUUAUGAUUUAUAGUUUUCAUAAUCUUGUUGUUUUUUUCUCUAGUAACGUGUGCUAAAAGCUUUACCCCUGCUUCUCUGAGGCAGAAGAUUCUGUGCUUGUGUUGUUUUCUAUCAUUUAUAUUCUAUUUAUAUACUGGUAUAGUUGUAUUAUUGUUUUUUUACAAUUUUAUAGUAUUGGAAAUAGUUGUACGCAAAAUUCUUUGCCAUUUUAUUUAAAGUUGUAAUAUCAAAAAUGAAUUUGAAGUAGAGGGCUGAAGAGUAUUUUAUACAAGAAACAUUCACUUUUUCCUCAUCUUGUAAAGUGCUUUAGACACAUAACCUUUAUCAAGUGUAAUUUUUAUUCUUAUUUAGCGUUAAUUUUUUUUCAUUGUUUAUCUUUUCUACAAUUUUCUCUGUCUAGAAGGGAAAACAAAUCUACAAAUCAUCAAUUUUAUGGUGGACGCUACAAGACCAGAGAUUUAAGUAGAUUUUUGAAGUAAAUUUAUACCUGUAAAUGUUUUAGGUAAAUUUGUUUAAAUCUUCAUCAAUUAUCCAAAUUUCUCUCACUGCAAUUUUUACAUUUAAAACCUAAGAAAUUGUAGCUUAUUUGUUUUGCAAAUACCUGCAUUGACUUUUUAUUUUGAUUUUUGUAAGUUUCUGAUGUAUGUGAAAAAACAAAAAUGGCUUUUGAAGAAGUAAAAUUGUAAACAACUUCUGUUGGAUUGUAUAAGUGAUAUAUAUUUAUAUUAGAAUAAAAAAGAUGGUAUAUAUAUCAUUAGAGGUAAACAAUGUUUUGUAUAGUAAUAUCUAGAGAUAUAUGUGUGUCUAUAUUUAGAAAAUUGAAAUAUGAGAGGAUGCCAUUUUGUGGUACUUGCAUGAAAAAUGUGAUAAAUCAGUAUACUGUUAUGUAUGUCACUGAAAUAUUUUAUCAAAAGGUAGACAUUCUCAUUCCAUGACUUGGCAAUUUCAAAAAUAACUUCAUGCUUACUUAGUCAUUAAAGGGAAAUUUCAACGGUGUUUCUCAGGUAUUACUUAUUACUAUUUUCUACGAACACAUUAGUAUGCUCAGGUUACAUAAAAAAGGAAAAUGUGGUUUAAAGUCAUCUUUCUGAAAUAAAAAUCAUCCCCAACUAAACCCUAUAGUAAUAAGGCAAUUUCAUUGCUUUUAACAAAGCAAAAAUGGUGUUUAUUCACAGUUUUCAGUUUUGUUUUACUGAAAUUUUUAAAUUUUGUACAUGUAUACCCUCUCUACUUGUUUAAAUAUCUUUUUAAAAAGAGGAUUAAAAAAACUCUGAAACAAAUCAUCAUUUAGAUACAAAAAAUAAGAUUUGGUAUGAUUGCCUAUGAGACAACUCUCUCUACCAGAGACCAGAUGACACAAACAUUAACAACUAUCAUCAAUUAAAAAAACUUAUUAAAGAAAAUUUACUUUUUUUUUAUUUUUGUUCAGCUUUAGUAGUAAAGACUUCUGACAGUCCAUGAAUGCAGUAUUUUGUGUUUUUUCGUUUAUUCACUUAAUAUUUAAUUUAAGCUUUCAAUAUGAAUAAGGAUGAUUUGGAGCAUAUAUCAAUAAGGCUUGCUCAACUGAAUAAUGCAAUAAAGAAAGGUGGUCUUUGACUAUGCUUUAAAAGAAUAACAUAGCAAAAAUCAAAACCAUCAAACACCACAGAAAUAUUAUUUAAAGAAGACAAUUCCUUUUAUUUAAAUAUGAUAUAUAAUCCAACCAAAUAUGAAUAUAUAAUAAUUUGUAAAAAGAUUUAAAUGAAAUAUGUAUUGAAUAAAUGUCCAUCACAGAUGCAAAUAUUUCAUGACUGUUUUUAAAUGGUGAUUGAAUAAGGUGCUUGUUUAAAACAAAACUUGUUUUAUUUUUAUAUUUUUAUUAUGUUGUUUGUGUCUUUUUUUUAUUUGUAUCUCAUCAGGCAAAAUAAAAUUUCAAUUGUCA